UCGACUAUUUUGGAUCUUAUCGUAUUUAAUGCCUUAUAAAAUUGAUUACAAAAUAAAUCGAUAAACUAUACCGGGCAAAAAAACCUCGAGGCUAUGGACAUUUUUGUUUAGAAAAACUGCAAAGUGCUUUUUUUGUGAAAGGCGAUAUAAAAUGUUAACUUUAUUAAAUAGAAGACUGGGAUUUCGCAUAAGAUACAACUUAGUUAGGAACUACGUCUUACCGGCGAGUACUGACAAUACUGUUGACCCAAAGGUUAUGUACGAAUUAAAGAAAUAUUUAAGGAAUCAACGGCUGCUUUUUAAAGAUGGACCAACAUGUCUACUUAUGGAAUGUCAUUUAUGUAACAACAUAUCUGGAAGUGAAGCAUUUGUAAAUAAACGAACUGGUCUCUUCCUGUGUCCAAACUGUGAUCUCAAGAAAAAUGUGGUAGACAUUCUUCAUUUAUACGAGAAAAAUUGCAGAGGUGAUGCGAAGUGCAGAGAUGUGGAAUAUAAAAGUAAAUUUAGGGACUUACAAUCAGUUUCACAAAGUGUUUGUGACAAGCUUGGAAUGAGAGGACUGCAGUCUGCAGACUUGGAACACUUGGGAGCACAAUAUGAACUUAAUUCAAAUUGUUUACGUUUCCCUUUAAAAAAUGUGGCAAAUAAAGUAGUUGGUGAAAAAAUUCUUCACUUGUCCGAUAGGAGAGACGAAACAAUAGGAAAUUAUAACCAAUCUGGUUUGCUAUUGUCUAAUGCUCCACAAAAAUCUUCGCGAGUGGUUUUAGUAUCUAAUCUUAUGGACUUCAUCGUUUUAUCGAUCCAGCGUUUGAGUAACACAUCAAUUGCAUGUUUGCCCUAUGGCCUGAAAUCUCUUCCUCAGGAAUGCCUUCCAUGCUUUGAAAAAUUUAAAGAAAUAGUUUUUUGGUUUAAUUUCGAAACAACGGAUUGGGAUGCCGCAAAGAAUUUUGCUAAGAAACUGGAAGAAAACCGUUGUUUUUUUAUUCGACCUACUACCACGGAACCUGCUCCAUUUGAAGCUCAUAAAAAACGAUUUAAUUUACAGCAUAUUCUGAACAAAGCCACACCAAUGUGCCACAAAUCUAUAACUACGUUUAGCGCCCUCAAAAAUGAUAUCCUCAGUGAGCUGCAAAACAUAGAAAAAGUCAAUGGAGUAAAAUGGAAACGAUAUCCCAUAUUGAAUAAAAUUCUUAAAGGACACAGAAAGGGUGAAUUAACAAUCUUAACAGGGCCUACUGGCAGUGGGAAAACUACCUUUAUGAGUGAAUACUCGUUGGACUUGGCUUUACAAGGAGUUUCUACUUUAUGGGGAUCUUUUGAAAUUCGCAACUGUCGUCUAGCAGCUACAUUACUACGUCAGUAUGUUGGUUAUUCGCUGGAGGAUAAACUUAACGAGUUUGAAUAUUGGACUAGUGAAUUUGAAAGAUAUCCCUUAUAUUUUAUGACUUUUCAUGGACAACAACCGCUUAAACUAGUUAUGGAGGCCAUCGAACAUGCUCAGUAUAUUCAUGACAUUAGCCAUGUUAUUAUAGAUAAUCUGCAAUUUAUGAUGGGCAUGUCAAUCGCACAGAAAAGUGAUAAAUUUUGGGAACAAGAUUCGAUUAUAUCUGCCUUCCGUUCCUUUGCCACGAAAAAUAAUGUUCAUGUGACAUUAGUUAUGCAUCCGCGUAAGGAACGUGCAGACGAAGACCUUACCACAAGUUCGGUGUUUGGAACAGCUAAAGCUACACAAGAAGCAGACAACGUGCUGAUUAUCCAAGAUAAGCGUCUAACAUCUCUUCGAGGGAAAAAAUAUUUGCAAAUUGUAAAAAAUCGAUAUAGUGGGGACUUGGGAAUUAUGCCUCUGGAAUUCGAAAAAGAAUCCCUGAGCUAUUCUACGUCAAAUAAAAAGAAGAAAACAAGUAAUUCUUAAUUAAGUUUUAGUUACAAAAAUUAUGUUAAGCACUAAAUGUACAUAUGUAUGUUGUAAAUAUUGAAGUUUGUAAUAUAUAAAGUUGUUCUAAGUGGAA
Messenger RNA from Bactrocera tryoni, 2009 nucleotides. RefSeq names its product twinkle protein, mitochondrial (gene mtDNA-helicase). The transcript is spliced from 3 exons. Gene Ontology annotation, molecular function: single-stranded DNA binding; ATP binding; 5'-3' DNA helicase activity. NCBI's taxonomy places the organism in Eukaryota, Metazoa, Arthropoda, Insecta, Diptera, Tephritidae. The record is from RefSeq and is a predicted model, not a curated record. Gene Ontology annotation, biological process: mitochondrial DNA replication. Bases 152 to 1912 code for a protein of 586 amino acids. Gene Ontology annotation, cellular component: mitochondrion.